AUGCGUGCUUUUUCCUCUCUACUCGUGCUACUGGGGGCGUCGACGGCCAUGGUGGCCGCAAUCCAAAGCCCUCAUGCGAAGGCUGCCAAAAGGUCGGUGCCACAGCCAUUGUAUACAAAAGAUGCACCUCGUAAGAAGGAGACAACGAUGUUCUUGAAUAGUAAAUCCAAGAGUGAGGACCCUCCAUGCACGAAGUGUAUGCUCCCAACUGACAAUGGCGUAGAAUUCGCUGUGAAUGGUUCUGCUCUGCCGGAAGUUGAUUUCAACAUUGGGGAAUCAUAUGCUGGUCUGCUCCCGAUCAGCCCGGAUCCGAACGAUCCUAAUCAAUUGUUCUUCUGGUUCUUCCCUUCUGAAAAUCCGCUGGCGAAAAAGGAGAUCACUAUCUGGCUGAACGGUGGGCCUGGAUGUAGUUCUUUGGACGGGCUUCUGCAAGAAAACGGACCGUUUUUGUGGCAGUCGGGAACAUAUCAACCUAUUGCCAACCCAUAUUCCUGGACAAAUCUUACGAACAUGGUCUACAUAGAUCAACCUGUCACUACAGGUUUUGCUAGGGGAAAUAUCACCGUCAAUAAUGAAAUCGACGUGGCAAACCAAUUUAUGGGGUUUUGGAAGAAUUUCAUUAAGACGUUUCAGAUGGAAGGGUUCAAAGUUUACAUUACUGGCGAAAGUUACGCUGGAAUGUACGUUCCUUAUAUUGCAGCUGGGAUGCUUGAUGCCAAAGACCCGGUAUACUUCAAUGUCAAAGGUGUUCAGAUUAACGACCCGUCUAUCAAUGAUGAUAAUACACUCAUAGAAGCUCCCGUCGUGCCUGCUCUGUUGCAUUACAAUAAUGUGCUUGGAAUGAACGAGAGCUAUUUAGCCACUCUCACUGCAAAAGCAGAUGCCUGCGGAUACACUGAAUUCUUCAACAAGUAUUCAAAUACAUUCCCUCCACCAGGACCAAUCCCGACUGCACCAAAUUUGCCGGGCUGCGAUGUCUACGACGAAAUUGUGAACGCUUUAUUACUUGUUAACCCAUGUUUUAACAUUUACCACUUGACAGACUUCUGUCCUUAUCUCUGGGAUGAACUAGGGUUCCCUUCUCUUGGUGGCGGACCCAACAAUUAUUUCAACAGAAGCGAUGUUCAAGCUCAGCUACACAUCCCUCCAACGAAUUACUACGUGUGUGGGGGCGGUCCCAAUCUCUUCCCAAAUGGUGACCAGUCACCUCCCUCAUCAUUAGGCCCACUACCUUCAGUCAUUGAACGAACGAACAACACCAUCAUCGGCCACGGGAUGCUAGACUUCCUCCUCUUCGCCAACGGUUCAUUGAUAACCAUCCAAAACAUGACCUGGAACGGGGCCCAAGGCUUCCAAACCGAGCCUAGCAAAGAAGACAACUUCUUCGUUCCAUAUCACCAGAGCCUUGGCACCAUCUUACAACUCUCAGCCUCAGCCACUCCGAACUCGCCCCCGCAAUAUGAUACCGCCGGCGCUGGAUUCCAGGGCGUGACCCAUACGGAACGAGGACUGACUUUCGUGCGCGUGAACCUUGCAGGUCAUGAGAUCCCGCAGUAUGUUCCUGGGGCGGCGUACAGACAACUCGAAUUCCUGUUAGGCAGGAUCGAGAGCCUGGAGCAGAGGGGAGACUACACGACCCAGACUGGGAACUUCACUGGUCCAUAA
Molecule: messenger RNA, 1665 nt
Organism: Amorphotheca resinae ATCC 22711
Lineage: Eukaryota; Fungi; Ascomycota; Leotiomycetes; Helotiales; Amorphothecaceae
Exons: 7
Coding region: 1-1665 (554 amino acids)
Biological process (GO): proteolysis
Molecular function (GO): serine-type carboxypeptidase activity
Source: RefSeq, a predicted model, not a curated record